Molecule: messenger RNA, 1297 nt
Organism: Pelobates cultripes (western spadefoot toad)
Lineage: Eukaryota; Metazoa; Chordata; Amphibia; Anura; Pelobatidae
Source: the annotation of a GenBank genome assembly
AUGGCUUGCACUGACACACAGUACCGGUACCUGCUUACGGCUUGCACUGACACACAGUACUGGUACCUGCUUACGACUUGCACUGACACACAGUACCGGUACCUGCUUACGGCUUGCACUAAUGCACAGUACCGGUACCUGCUUACGGCUUGCACUGACGCACAGUACCGGUACCUGCUUACGGCUUGCACUGACACACAGUACUGGUACCUGCUUACGGCUUGCACUGACACACAGUACCGGUACCUGCUUACGGCUUGCACUAAUGCACAGUACCGGUGCCUGCUUACGGCUUGCACUGACGCACAGUACCGUAAUUCGCUUUUUCACGUUUGCACUGACGCACAGUACCGGUACCUGCUUACGGCUUGCACUGACGCACAGUACACGCACAGUACCGGUACCUGCUUACGGCUUGCACUGACGCACAGUACCGGUACCUGCUUACGGCUUGCACUGACACACAGUACCGGUACCUGCUUACGGCUUGCACUGACGCACAGUACCGGUACCUGCUUACGGCUUGCACUGACACACAGUACCGGUACCUGCUUACGGCUUGCACUGACGCACAGUACCGGUACCUGCUUACGGCUUGCACUAAUGCACAGUACCGGUGCCUGCUUACGGCUUGCACUGACGCACAGUACCGGUACCUGCUUACGGCUUGCACUAAUGCACAGUACCGGUACCUGCUUACGGCUUGCACUGACGCACAGUACCGGUACCUGCUUAUGGUUCGCACUGACGCACAGUACCGGUACCUGCUUACGGCUUGCACUGACGCACAGUACCGGUACCUGCUUACGGCUUGCACUUAUGCACAGUACCGGUACCUGCUUACGGCUUGCACUGACGCACAGUACCGGUACCUGCUUACGGCUUGCACUGACACAGUUGCUACUUGCACUGACGCACAGUACCGGGGCUUGCUUACGCACGACUUGCCUGCUUACGGCUUGCACUGACACAGUACCGGUACCUGCUUACGGCUUGCACUGACGCACAGUACCGGUACCUGCUUACGGCUUGCACUGACGCACAGUACCGGUACCUGCUUACGGCUUGCACUGACACACAGUACCGGUACCUGCUUACGGCUUGCACUGACGCACAGUACCGGUACCUGCUUACGGCUUGCACUGACGCACAGUACCGGUACCUGCUUACGGCUUGCACUAAUGCACAGUACCGGUACCUGCUUAUGGUUCGCACUGAUGCACAGUACCGGUACCUGCUUAUGGUUCGCACUGAUGCACAGUACUGGUACCUGCUUAUUGCUUGGAAUAGUAAUUAG